UAUAGCAGUAUCGAGUGUAGCGCUGGUCGUUUUGUAUAUACAGUGGUUUAUAUUAGAAUUUAUCAACUUCGAAUUAAAUCAAAAGUAAUUAUUAAAAAUGAAAAAAGUUGAACAUCGCAGUGUAACUCCAUUAGUAGAGCUUAUUAAAACUUUUGGUCGAAGUAGGAAGGUUGUACCAUUUUUAAGAUAUACAGAUGAAAUUUCUGAACGUACACAACCACCUCCACAUAUACCUGAUGGACCAUAUCAUAAAACUUCAAAAGUGUAUUAUUAUACUCGUGAUGCCAGGCGUCUUGUACAACCACCAAUUGUGAUAUUUUCAGAGAAGCAGCUAGAAGCAGGGGUAAGUGAUGCGGUGCAAAAAAAAUUGAAUGAACCAUAUAAACGAAUAGCAAAAUAAGUAACAUGAAUGUUAAUUGUACAUUGAGUAUAGUAUAUAAU
This is a messenger RNA of Eufriesea mexicana, 441 nucleotides long. RefSeq names its product NADH dehydrogenase [ubiquinone] 1 alpha subcomplex subunit 7. Bases 98 to 400 code for a protein of 100 amino acids. The record is from RefSeq and is a predicted model, not a curated record. NCBI's taxonomy places the organism in Eukaryota, Metazoa, Arthropoda, Insecta, Hymenoptera, Apidae. Gene Ontology annotation, cellular component: respiratory chain complex I; mitochondrial inner membrane. The transcript has 3 exons. Gene Ontology annotation, biological process: ATP synthesis coupled electron transport; mitochondrial electron transport, NADH to ubiquinone.